Molecule: messenger RNA, 1832 nt
Organism: Cornus florida
Lineage: Eukaryota; Viridiplantae; Streptophyta; Magnoliopsida; Cornales; Cornaceae
Product: pentatricopeptide repeat-containing protein At4g38150
Exons: 2
Coding region: 110-1318 (402 amino acids)
Molecular function (GO): protein binding
Source: RefSeq, a predicted model, not a curated record
CAAAGUUACGCUGGAACUAAACCCUUGUUCAGAAUCCACACAAUACAUACAUUUGGAAGUUCACCGCAACAAUUGCAGCGGACAGAAGUAGAGCGCGGUGGUCAUCACGAUGCCACCAACAGCAUUGAGAGGUUGUAGGGUUUCAAAACUUUUCUGGUUGAAGGCUUCCCAUUCUCUUCCCCAUUUUUAUCAGUAUAUAAUUUCCUGCAAUCGGCCAACAACGCCCCUUUUGGUGAUGCUGCGAUUAAGCUCCUCGUUUAGCUCUAUUGGUGGCAGAGGCGGCGGUAGUCGACCACCACCACCACCACCACCACCACCCCUGAGUGGAGGAGAGGAAGUCUCAUCUUCUUCAAACGAUCAUCGUUUCGAUGGCAAUACCAAUGACCGUCAGCAUAACAACGGCCGUCAGAAUCCACCAUUUCCCAUUCCCAAUAGGCCUCUAAGAGGAGAGAGACCAAUCUAUCAGUCUGAACGGAGUAAAUUUGAUAGUGGUCGGCCCGGGAAGUCAAUCGACAAGAAUACACCCUUUAGAGUAGGAGGAAACAGAACCGCUUCUCAAUCUCAAUCUUCAUCUUCUGGCAGAGCCGAGAGUGUGGGUGACGAUUUUCUUGAUAAAUUCAAGCUGGGGUUUGAUAAAGAAGGGGAAAAGCCCUUACCAGAUGCGACAAAACCCCAAUUCCGCCAGGAAGAAGACGAAGAGAACACGAGUGAUAGAGCAGUCCCUGUGCCGCCGCCGCCACCUCUAACGCCGCCACAGGAUGCAGAUGAGAUCUUUAAGAAAAUGAAGGAGACGGGACUCAUCCCCAAUGCCGUGGCAAUGCUUGACGGCCUCUGCAAGGAUGGGCUGGUCCAAGAAGCCAUGAAGCUUUUUGGUUUGAUGCGCGAGAAAGGUACAAUCCCAGAAGUUGUCAUAUACACCGCCGUGGUUGAAGGGUUCUGCAAGGCCCAGAAAUUUGAGGAUGCCCAGAGGAUUUUCCGUAAAAUGCAGAACAAUGGGAUAUCACCCAAUGCGUUCAGUUAUACCGUCUUGAUUCAGGGACUUUAUAAAGGUAAGAGGUUGGAGGAUGCGCUUGAUUUUUGUGUGGAGAUGCUGGAGGCUGGUCAUUCCCCGAACGUUGCAACUUUUGUGGGUUUGGUUGACGGGUUUUGUAGGGAAAAGGGUUUGGAAGAAGCGCAGAGUACAAUUGGAACAUUGAAGCAGAAAGGGUUCUUUUUUGAUGACAAAGCUGUUAGAGACCACUUGGAAAAGAAAGGGCCAUUCUUGCCGUUGGUUUGGGAGGCAAUAUUUGGGAAGAAAAUACCGCAGAGAUUUUUCUGAGUUUUCCUGUUCUGAGUCAUAAAUUCGUACGCACUCAGAUCAGAAGGGACAAUAGUAAUUGCAGACUUGUUAUGGCAUAGGCUGGUAGAUAUGAAAUUUGGAUGAGCACAGGCAGUAGAUAGCACAGAAGUGGUGAUAAUGCCACCAGUUUGCGCGGUUCUGACUCUGGGAAUCUCUGACAAAGUUCUCAUAAACAGCAAUUGUAGAUUGUCAUGGAUGUACCUUUUUUUUUUUUUUUUUGAUAAGUAUCAUGGAUGUACCUUUUAUCAAGCGUAAACAUCUUCAGUGCCAUUUCUCUUGUCAUCAUUCUGUAAGUGUUGAUGCCAUGUCUUGAGGUGUAUGCUUAGAUUAUGUACUAUAUUUUGAAUUUCUACUUGUACUUGACAUGGUUUGCAUUAUGCUGAAUUUUCUUUGUGAAAAUUUCAAAAUGUUUGAGUUCCAUUGUUCCUUUUUGUUCUACAAAUAUACUGUCCUCAUUUUAAAUAUUAUUACUUUCUUCCUUAUUUUGGUUUUA